AUAUUUUUAGUUUCUUUGAUUUUCUUGACAGACUUCUUCGUCCUCUUGAAUCCGCCAUCUUGCCUCACAUUUCCCGCCGGAAAAUACUCCGCUGACUGCGUGAUAACUCCGGCUCACAUUCAACGCAAUUUAUUCUUGCGCCAUUCCGCGCAAACAAUCAUAAACGCGUUUUUCAACCAAUCCAUUCUCGUCUUUUCAAAUUAAAAAACAGUCGCGUUCACGUCAGAGAAUUCUCAACGGCAUUAUGAUAAGAAAGCUGAGGAGGUAUGAGCUAUUUUUUUGACUUUUUUUAUACGAACGAUGAAAAACAAGCAUUCCCAGUAGAGUCCAGAGUUGAGGAGAAAAUCGCCGAACCAAAAGGGGAAACGGAAAGAGAAUCCAGCGGUAAGAUGGGAAGUGCUCAGCGGAAGGGUGGAUGGUUGGAGUCAUGGCAGUUCUGGAAAAGAAGCGACAAUUCUGGCGGACCUUUUGGCAUGUUUCGUAGAGGGAAUAGACCAACGGGAACAAACACUUGUCGCAAAGAAGUGAACGAAGCCUACAAACCCGCGAAGGAAUGUGAUCGAGGCGGAGGGUCAAAAGACGCUAAUCCUGAUCGAGGAUUUGCAGAGACCAGUAAAGAAGACGGACAAUCAAAGGCAGCGAAGAAUACAACUAAGACUGCCGUAGAAAAGGACACUGGCAGCAGCUCUGCAUGCGGCAGUGAUCAUGGCGGAGACAGUCCUCUUGUGGUUUACAAUGAAAGGCCAAAUGGAGGAAAGGACGUUGUAUUGAACAUGAAGAAAGUUGAGGCAUUGAAAAAGAGAGUACCGAAAGAUUUCCGAAAACAGCGAGGAGACGCUUUGAAAGCUGGUGUUUGGGAGGAGAAACACUCUCGAAUUUUUGGCCAAGUUGAAUCAACAACGCAAGUCCAAGCAGUGAAAAUGGACGGUAAAGAUAAAACAGGUCCAGCACCACCUGACAGAACUGCGGCUUGUUACGUGAGCAAGCCGAAAGACCCUAAUGCUAGAACCAAGUUAAAGGCGAUCCGACAACUACCGGCAGUCACGUCAAACCAUGUUCAGAAACGUGGUGGUAAUGCGCAAGCCGUCCCGGCGGGCACAGCGGCGACAUCACGUCAGGAAAACGUCCCAAAGUUUAGCGGCAAUUCCGCUGAUCGGAAGAACGUCGAAAGAAAUCUCGUCGAGGACAAGAAUGCGCACAAACAGAUGGCAAAAGUUUGUGAGACGAAAACAGCGGUUGUGGCUAAAAGGAACGUCGCGUCAAAUCCAGCGAUGGCCCCGCGUGGAAAUCGGGAGAAAAUUGACGAGAAACCGUCCAUAGCGUCCGGUCCAAGUAAAAAUCUUGGUGGUAAUGAAGUGAUUGUUAAACGCAAAAAUAUCGAUCCCAGCACCUCGGUCGCUCAAGAACCCGAAUAUUUAAGAAAUGUUUUAACCGCCGGAUGCUUUGGAUUGAACAACCCCACACCUAGCAACGCCUCCUGUGCAAACAAUCCAGCCCUUGCACACAGUUCAGCGCUCGUCAAUCCAGCACCAGUCUCCCCAGAUAAUCAAAGAGCGACGCAGCAGCGAAACCCCGCAGCACAAGUCGGCCAAAAGGGGCAAAGAAACGGUGCAAAACCUCCCGUGGCUAAGUUCCAAAUCUCAUGA
Molecule: messenger RNA, 1646 nt
Organism: Dendronephthya gigantea
Lineage: Eukaryota; Metazoa; Cnidaria; Anthozoa; Malacalcyonacea; Nephtheidae
Exons: 5
Coding region: 267-1646 (459 amino acids)
Source: RefSeq, a predicted model, not a curated record